Messenger RNA from Gongylonema pulchrum, 450 nucleotides. The record is from the annotation of a GenBank genome assembly. Lineage: Eukaryota; Metazoa; Nematoda; Chromadorea; Rhabditida; Gongylonematidae.
AUGAUAUUGUCAGUUUACCAUCGAAACGAAUUACAAAAGCAGAAGAAGAAAGGAAGGGAUUGCUUGCUCAGAGUGCUAAUGAUUUUUAAAAGGUUUAACAUCGUUUUUAAAAGCGCAGAAUUAAAGUGCUUUUUCAGAGAUAAAGAAUCGCUUAUGCUCAAUGUGCGGGAUAUUGAGGCGCGAAUUGCAGAAGCUUCGUCACCAAUGGUUAUUAUCCGACAUCCAACCAUACCGAAGGAAUUCAGCGAUGACACCAAGGAAAAUAAGGCAAGCUUCAUUAUGUCCACUAAAAAGAGUGAAUUAUCAGUUUGGGACACUGACGCGAGAUCUCUAGGACGGUCACUGUUAUCCGCCUUCAAGCAUAGUACCGAGGAAGAUGAUGCCUCAUCGCGAUCAAAGCAGACAUCGUUCGAUGAGAAUCAGCUUUCAGAAGCACCGGCUAUUAGGUAA